GAUGAGUUGUCUCAACGUUGUUGCACAUCGCUAAUCGCCGAAAAGACUGGAGCGCAGGCAAAUAACAAGAAAAUAAAAAUCAUAAUUUGUUUUAUAACUAUAUCAUGAUGGAUGAGCAACUUAUUGAUGAAGUAGCUCAACACGGCGUCAUCUAUAAUCGGCAAAAGUAUUAUUUAAAUGGUAGCGCCAGCGGCGGCAAAUACGAGACCAAGGACGAGGCUUGGCAGCUCAUUGCGUUGAAGCUGCGGACGGACGUGGAAACGUGUAAGAAGCGAUGGAAAUAUCUACGUGAACGCUAUGUAUCACAACGCAAGCAAGGCGAUCCACCUGUUUAUGAGCAUUUAUCCCGUCCAUACUUGGAAAAAAUGAAAUUCCUGGAUCAGCACAUACAGCCGCGUAAAUCCUACCGAAACGUGCCCAACUUCUUGACCUCACCACAAUCGGCGAAUAGCUCCAAUUAUAGUGAAUAUAAUGUGGAUUCCAAGUCGAACAGCUCACACAAGAAUAUGUCGCAUUUCGGUGGCCAGAAUCAUCAUUAUCAUCAUCAGCAACAACAGCAGUCGGGAACGGUGGAUCAGCAGCAUCCAAUGAAUGCACUCAGCACAGCUGCCGCCUCAGCUCUAGAGAAUGUCAAUGGACAAGUAAAAAUAGAGGCGGAAAUAUUUAGAGAUUUUGCGGCUGCCGUAGCCUCGCAGCAACUGCAGCAUAUAUCACAAUCACAAAUGCAACAGCAACAGGCGGCAGCUGUGGCCGCAGUUAUGGCUGACUCGUCGCAGGGCUAUCAGGAGCCGAUAAUGAAUGGCACUGGCAGCACAGGUGGCCUUACCUCAACGUCUUCCUCAAUGAAAUCACCGCUGUCGUCCCCUCUGCCUGGUAUGGGUGUAACUCCGACCACACAGCAAGAGGAGCAGGCGACUGCAAUAGCGUCUCAACAGUCAGCUGUACAUUCCUCAUCCAAUGUUCAGGCUAACUACAGUCAUAAGAGCAGCGAUGAAAUGCAUUCCUCGUCAAAUUAUCACAAUAAGAAGCCCCGCGUGCAACUGAACUCCAAUGGUGUCAGCAAUCAUGCACAGCAUGCCAGCAAUGGUAUGUCUAAUCCAAAUGGACAUUUCGGCCAAGACACCGAUGAUGACUCGGAUGACAAUAGCACUGAUCUAAUGGAACCACAGACAAUGUUGCACCAUGAAAAUCACUACAACAAUUCAAUCAAUAUGCAACGCAACAGCUCAAAUGGCAAUGUCAAUGGUAAUAAUAAUAAUCAACAGCAGCAGCAACAGCAGCAACAACAACAUCAGCAACAGCAGCAGCAACAACAACAACAGCAACAUCCGAAUAUGUUUCCAUCAAAUACGGAUUUCCUCUUCCAGCUUUAUCAGCAACUACCACAGCAACAGGCUGCAGGUAGCUCACAUGCUUCCAACUAUGGCAAGUUCCAAACGCCAUCAAAUCCACAUGGCAUGCAACGUUCCUCGGAACAUUUACUGGGCGAACUGGUCACCACGGAGCUGUUGAAAAUGAAUAAGGAUCGUCGGAAAAAUGUACAAAAAAGAAUAUUGGAAAUACUCUUCUUUGAUGAUUAGGCAGCAGGGCAGCAAAGUCCUACAGUAUUAGGAGUUUCUGUUGUACAUAGUGUAUAUAUAGGGUAUAUGC
Molecule: messenger RNA, 1650 nt
Organism: Drosophila arizonae
Lineage: Eukaryota; Metazoa; Arthropoda; Insecta; Diptera; Drosophilidae
Biological process (GO): regulation of transcription by RNA polymerase II
Cellular component (GO): nucleus; transcription regulator complex
Source: RefSeq, a predicted model, not a curated record